GUUAUUAUAUUCAUACCAGGUAGAGGAAGGGCGUUAAGAGAGUUUAGAUAAUAAAUAAUUUGGUCCAACGUCGGGCUAAAAGAUCAUACCGUUCAAAAAGCAGGGCUUGGAAUCGAGAAAAUGUGUCAGCAGUCACACAGACCACGCGGUGAGGACGAGGAGCAAGCAAUCACCUGGCUCGAUUGCGUAAUUAUUAUUGCAAGGAAUCAUAGCUGAUACGCGGACCGUCGAGGAACGUUCAUAAAAUAGUAAGUCAAAUUUGGGAAUGGCCGGACGAGGCGUUGAAUUGCGUCGGUUGUGCAAUGUAAGCAACAAGCCUAUACUAAAUAACCUGCAAAGCACGGUAAAAGAGGAUAAUCCGGAGUUACUUGCCAAGUAUUCGUAUAAAGCCAACCCCGACAGUCCAGGCGGUUUUGAUGAGAUUGAUAUAAAGCAAGGCGAGACUCUAUGGCUCCUCAAACGUGGAACCGGAGACAACCAUCACUGGUGGCAGGUAAAGAAGAAAGACGAGACAUUUGGAUUUGUUCCAGCUCGGUAUGUAAUGAUCGUAGAGAAGAAAGUUACUUCACUUCCCUGGCUUAAUAAGGAACCCGAAAAAGAAGAGAUGAACCCCGGCAACAAAUUUGGAAUUCCUAAAUUUAAACCUUAUGUGUCUGCUUAUGGGAGUGGAGAUGAACCGUCCAAAGAGAAGGCUUCAGUUGAUGAGUUUUAUUGCGAUGUAUGCAGCAGAAAAUUCAAUGGACCAAUCCCAUACAAAGCUCACAUGAAUAGCAAAGCCCAUAAGGAGGAGGAAGAAAUUGCAAAGCAGUAUUCGUCCUAGAUUCACAAGGCUGAAUGCGUGCCAAGAUCUCGGAUUCGUACAAUUUCAUUUGCAUGGAUAAUUCCCAGUUAUUGCUUGUAUCAUGAUUUUAUAAUCAAAUUUUGCAAUAAAACAUUUCUUUCAUCUUCAA
Styela clava is the source of this 950-nucleotide messenger RNA. RefSeq lists its product as uncharacterized. Gene Ontology annotation, molecular function: zinc ion binding; nucleic acid binding; protein binding. NCBI's taxonomy places the organism in Eukaryota, Metazoa, Chordata, Ascidiacea, Stolidobranchia, Styelidae. The record is from RefSeq and is a predicted model, not a curated record.